AUGGAGAUUGAUUGCCUCCUGCUUUCACUUGCUUUGUGUGGGUUUGAUGUAGAGAGUAUUGUAUUAAAGAGUUCAGAGACUUCGUGUUCUGCUCAAAUCGAAGGUUCAACAACUAGGUGUCUCAUCGCCUUUGCUGUUAUUGUUGAUCUUACAAUUGUUAAUUGUGCACUUGUUGCUGUUUCAAUUGCGGAAUUUAGGUCACUAGAUGUGUUCUCUAAUUUCUAA
This is a messenger RNA of Arabis nemorensis, 225 nucleotides long. Lineage: Eukaryota; Viridiplantae; Streptophyta; Magnoliopsida; Brassicales; Brassicaceae. The record is from the annotation of a GenBank genome assembly.